AUGGAGAAACACUCCAUGCGUCACCUGCUGUGGGCUGCACUGUUCCUGUUGUACUGCAGCUGCGGGUGUUUGGCUGCUGUUGUACAGCAGUUACCACAAAAAGGAGAAAGUGCUCUACAGGCAUACACCGUCUCUGUUCCUGCUAGUGAUGAUAAGAAUGGCGAGGAUUGGAAGCCCAUUCGCAUUGGCGUGUAUACAAGACUUGUAGAGGAAAUCAUAAGCUAUUGCGAACGAACAAAACAUUUAGAUGAUGAAGACGAAGAAGAAGAAUUUGGAGUGUUUAACGAUUUCUGCGAGAGAGAUGAUCAUAAAAAAAUGACAACGCAAAUAAAGGAUACUCUUUUUAAGGAUAUCUUGCCUAAAGCCAUCAAAUUGCACACGGAUCGCCUUAAAGUGAAACGGGAAGAAAAAAGUCUAAAUCCCAGAAUCGCAGGUCUUGAUUCUCUUCCAGAAAAGUGCAGGCUCAUUAAGGACCCAUUGGGGCAACAGAUGCAGUAUAGUGUUGAUGUCGAUUUUAUGAUUUACGUGGCUCUUUCAGCUAAACCGGAAAAUGUUGAGAUUUGCACCAGGGAUGAAGAAAACCGACCAACGUCUGCUGUCAUCAGCUUUAUCCCAGAUGAGAUAAAAGCAACACGACAGUAUAUUCGCUUAACUGCACAUGAGAUUGCGCAUGGUCUUGGAUUUGACUAUGAAGUUAUGGAGACACAGGGAAUGAUAGAACCCCGCAAAAAUGGUCUCUCAUCUACAGGAGGUAAACACGGUGGAGAAGAAUUCUAUAUGAAUUCCUCUGAAACUCUNCUGCACUGUUCCUGUUGUACUGCAGCUGCGGGUGUUUGGCUGCUGUUGUACAGCAGUUACCACAAAAAGGAGAAAGUGCUCUACAGGCAUACACCGUCUCUGUUCCUGCUAGUGAUGAUAAGAAUGGCGAGGAUUGGAAGCCCAUUCGCAUUUCUGUGA
Molecule: messenger RNA, 957 nt
Organism: Trypanosoma theileri
Lineage: Eukaryota; Euglenozoa; Kinetoplastea; Trypanosomatida; Trypanosomatidae
Product: surface protease GP63
Exons: 1
Coding region: 1-957 (318 amino acids)
Biological process (GO): cell adhesion; proteolysis
Cellular component (GO): membrane
Molecular function (GO): metalloendopeptidase activity
Source: RefSeq, a predicted model, not a curated record